This is a messenger RNA of Triticum dicoccoides, 1145 nucleotides long. RefSeq names its product glycine-rich cell wall structural protein-like. NCBI's taxonomy places the organism in Eukaryota, Viridiplantae, Streptophyta, Magnoliopsida, Poales, Poaceae. The transcript is spliced from 4 exons. Bases 417 to 905 code for a protein of 162 amino acids. The record is from RefSeq and is a predicted model, not a curated record.
AGAGCGCGGGCGCCCGCCUACUCUCUCCCCGACGGCGAAACCUUCCAGUCCCUGUUCCCCUCGACGGCUACGCGCUCGGCCGAGGCAGAGGCCCCCACGCGGCAGGGGCGCUUCUGGCGUGGCGCCCCGAGCCGCGGCCACCUGCCUGCCCGGAUUCCAUCGCCCCACCUCAGUGCUCGCGCGCGCGGCGCGAGUGCGGCGCGAAUCCGAUCCCCCCGUAUAAGAAGAGGCGGGGGUGAGUGGGCGGAUGGGAACGCGGCCCGGCUCGCGAAACCGAAUCCUCCCUCCUCCUCCUCCUCCGGGAACUGCUUCGGAAUCGGUUCAUCCGGUGUUGAGCAGACGUUCUGAAACUAAGAGAGAUUGCCUGUGACUGGUGUCGAGAGAUUCAUCCUUGCCGGUAGGUCGGCAACGCAACCAUGGAAGAAGGGAAAGACAAGAAUAACACCACCGAGAAGGGGCUGUUCUCAAACAUGAUGCAUGGGUAUCCACCUCAUGGAGGAUAUGGAUACCCUCCUCAAGGUUACCCGCCACCAGGGGUCCCCUACCCUGCUCCCGGGGCGUAUCCUCCUCCACCGCAAUAUGGGUACCCUCAGCCGGGUGGCUACCCACCUCACGGUGGAUAUCCCCCCGUCGGCUACCCUGGCUACGGGGGUGGCCACGGAGGCCAUGGCUAUGGCGGCGGGCACAUGGGCUACGGAGGCGGCUACAACGGCGGCGGCCAUGCUCUCGGGCACCACCAUGGAGGCCACGGCUACGGCCAUUAUGGUCACGGAGGCCAUGGCUACGGGCACCACGGUCCCGGACACUACCACGGCGGGCACGGCUGGGGGCACCAUGGCCAUGGAUAUCACCACCACCACCACCACGGCAAGCACGGUUACGGCAAGUUCAAGAAGUGCAAGUGAUUUGCGUCCGCACACGGUGAUUGCGCCUCAUCAACUAUCUUAAGUAAGCUUGGUUCCAGAAAUACUCGCGCGGCUGGGAAGAGCGCUAGCAUGUCUCCCGUGAGACUGAUGAUGCAAUGCACCUGUACUGUUACUGGAUACACCACAUAAUUUGGUGCUCCAGAUAAUAAGGUCUGCUAAUAAGUAGCGGAAUCACAUACCAGUCAUUUGCUGCAGUUCAGAUGUUCUCUUUUGUCCACA